Messenger RNA from Aspergillus luchuensis, 1608 nucleotides. It is a transcript of the gene UTP7, whose product is annotated as WDR46/Utp7 family protein. NCBI's taxonomy places the organism in Eukaryota, Fungi, Ascomycota, Eurotiomycetes, Eurotiales, Aspergillaceae. The record is from RefSeq and is a predicted model, not a curated record. Gene Ontology annotation, biological process: maturation of SSU-rRNA from tricistronic rRNA transcript (SSU-rRNA, 5.8S rRNA, LSU-rRNA). The transcript has 2 exons. Bases 1 to 1608 code for a protein of 535 amino acids. Gene Ontology annotation, cellular component: nucleolus; 90S preribosome; small-subunit processome. Gene Ontology annotation, molecular function: protein binding.
AUGGCGGGACCAACAACGACGGCCCUUGCGCCGGCCGACAACAAGCGCAAGGAAAGCAAAAGAGUGAUGGAAGCGCAAAAGACCUACGGCCGGGGUAAAUCCAUCCACACCCACAGCGUUCGCGACAAGAAACUGCGCAGCAAUCUCAAAGCCGUGGAAGACAAGUACAAGGAGGCAGCCCUGAAGGCCAAGGAUGCGGAGAUUUUGCUCGAGCACGAUGCCGGAUUCCUCGAGCCCGAGGCAGAGCUGGAAAGGACGUACAAAGUUCGACAGGAUGAGAUUCGCGAAAGUGUCGGCAUCGAAACAGCCAAGAAGGGAUUCGAGCUCAAGUUGACCGAUAUGGGACCCUACCGGAUGGACUACACAAGGAACGGUCGCGAAUUGCUGUUGGCCGGGCGCAAAGGGCAUGUGGCGACGAUGGACUGGCGGAAUGGAAAGCUGGGAUGCGAGUUGCAGUUAAACGAGACUGUGCGCGAUGCUCGCUGGCUGCACAACAAUCAGUUCUUCGCCGUGGCGCAGAAGAGAUCCGUUUAUAUCUACGACCAUGCCGGUGUGGAACUGCACUGUCUCAACAAGCAUCUCGAGCCUCUUUUCCUUGAAUUCCUGCCUUACCACUUCCUUCUCGCGAGCGCCCAAAUGAGCGGCUACCUCAAAUACACCGACACCUCAACCGGUCAAAUGGUCGCCGAGCUGCCCACCCGCCUCGGUGCUCCCACCUCCCUCGCCCAGAACCCAUGGAACGCCAUCCUACACGUCGGCCACCAAAACGGCACAGUGACGCUCUGGUCUCCCAACUCACAAACUGCGCUCGUGAAGGCCCUUGUCCACCGCGGCCCCGUCCGCUCGAUGGCUAUUGACCGCCAAGGCCGGUACAUGGUAUCGACCGGUCAAGACCAAAAGAUGAACGUCUGGGACAUCCGCAUGUUCCGCGAAGUACACAGCUACUCAUGCUACCAACCGGGUGCCUCCGUCUCCAUCAGCGAUCGGAAUCUCACAGCCGUGGGCUGGGGCACGCAAGUCAGCGUAUGGCGGGGUCUCUUCGACGCCGCGGCCGCCGACCAAGGCAAGGUACAGAGUCCCUACAUGGCCUGGGGCGGCGACGGCCAACGCAUCGAGAACAUGCGCUGGUGUCCUUUCGAAGAUGUUCUUGGUGUGGGCCACGAUCAAGGCUUUGCCAGCAUCAUCGUCCCCGGCGCCGGUGAACCCAACUUCGACGCCCUGGAGGCCAACCCGUACGAGAACACCAAGCAGCGCCAGGAAGCCGAAGUGCGCGGUCUGCUGAACAAGCUGCAACCGGAGAUGAUCUCUCUGGACCCCAACUUCGUCGGAAAGCUCAACACGAUCAGCGACAAGAAGAACCGCGAGGAACGCGAUCUCGAUCGCAGACCCGAAGACCCCAUGGAGAAGCUCAAGAACCGUGGUCGUGGUCGCAACAGUGCGUUGCGCAAGUAUCUCCGCAAGAAGGGUCGACGCAAUGUCAUCGACGACAAGCGCGUCAAGGCCGAGAUGUUGCGCAAGGAGCAUGCUGCUCGCCACAAGGAGAAGUUGCGCUCCGAGAGGGAGAAUUUGGGUCCCGCGCUGGCGAGAUUCGCCAAGAAGGAGAUUUGA